CUGUGGUCCAGCUCACCAAACUUGUCAGCUCCUUGGCCAAGAACAAAAAGAGCGACCUCGAGAGUAUCCUGGAUCAGGGAGGAGCUUCCGCGUCGAGCGACGGAUCUGGUUUGGGAAGUGGUCGCAAAAAUGCCGCGGCCCAUCGCCUGCUCAUAAAGGCCUUUCAGGAGAACCCAAGGUUGAUUUACGAAUCGCUGGAGGCCAACAUGGUCGCCGAUUUUGGCGUUCAGCCCACGCUCCCUGGUCAUCCUGGUGGGGCUCCAAGUGCUCGGGCAUGGCUCUCUGCUCGGAGUCGCAUCGGAAACUUUCACAAUCAUGUCCGGUGGGUUUGGCAGGUUGCGGGGAUAUUAGACGACCUAGUUGCCGGCAACGCCGAACGCGCACGUGCGCGAGCAGCUCUACUAAUAGCCGCCGCAGACCAGGCUUCAAUCGAUGGCGGCAGUUGGGCCCUCUCAACUGUCUCCCUUCUCGAGCCGGUUCCUCCGUUUCAAGAUUUCUCGCGACACUCGGCGCCCCAGCCUGCGGAGGCUCAGAGCUCAGCCCUGUACGAUCCUCGUUGGACCGAGGUGUUCCUCGGGGUUCUCAAGGAGCGGGAUACUUGGAACGAAACCCGAAAGAAGCUCUCCGGGCAGAGAGCCAGGUCAGGAAAGCAAGUGAUUUAUGAUGUGGAGGCGCAGGCGGCUGCGGCAAACUGCGAGGAUGCAGAAGCCGGUACCGGGUUGUGCUCUUUUGCUACCAGCAGCAUGCGCAAGACCUUUGUGUCCUAUCAGGGCGCGAACAAAUGUCGAAAUUCUCCUCAUCAUGUGUGGCCCAUGCCUAUGCCUUAUCCAGCAGCCUGCUCCUUGGAUCCGGGUACAGUUGGAGACACUGACUUGAAGAAGAUUGUCACCAACCUCCUUGUGAUCUCUUUUAACUACCUGGACCUGGGGCGACCUACGCGAGCUCCUGACGAUUGCCUUGGAGGCAACCGCCUGAAUGAGGCUCAGUGGGAGCAAGUGCUACGGCUUGAGAGUUUCCUUGAUGCUUGGUUUGAGAUCGGCAUCCUCACAGCCGAGACCAUGGGCAGGACAGCUGGAAAAGUAGAGGACCUUGAGCGUUUGUUGUCCAGCCUCCGAGUCUGGAAGCGUGACCAUAAAAUUAGUGAUGAAGUUGGCCAGAGGAGAAGCACUGAAUGUGGAACCUUCAAAGGGCCAAAAAUCAGCACUUUCAAACAGGUCGAAGCUUCCAGACUGCAGUUUCGUGGGCGGCCGGAGUUUGACCCGAAGCCUUAUUUAGAUUCAACCACGAGAGCAAUUUAUGAGAACCCCUUCAAGCACUCAGUCAGUCCUGAACAAUUCGAGGGAGAAGUUCGCUCGAAAUACACCAGUGGCGUCUUUGCGGUGCUUAAGUCGCUCAGCCUCGACAGACUCAUACUUGUGAAACACUUCAAAUCAUUUCGCGACUCCUUCAGAGGGGUUGUGAUCGACGACCACGUUUGCCUCAGCAUCGAAAGGCGGGGACCCGACAGCGUGAAGUUUGCACCCACGGACGGCGCAAUCCUCGCUGACACUGCGCAGGAGAUCUACAAAGGAGUCAAUUUGAUUCCCCACGAGGCCAAGGCGGUCCGUGUUAUUUUGGAUGUCCUCGAGAUUGGGAUUGUGACGGUCAACCUUCUCGAAGUCAUAGCAGGUUGGGGAGAAGCCGUGGUCAGUCUGCAAACUUCCGAGCCCUUCGCAAAGGAGAUGUGGGUCCGCUGGACAGUUUUCUUGUCGAUCACGGUUGCGUUGCUGCACCAGUGGUUGCCGAUCGACUUCGUGAAGCUGCUGGGCAAUGCGCGGCAGCAGGCGACGACGACACUCGUUCAGGAGAAACUUUUCCAGGCUUACCCAAAGGGAGUCUCGCUUUGCAUAGCCAUGUCCUUAAGUGCUGCCGCUGGGGAUCGACCUGACUUUGUCGAUCUGGAUAUUGCAGGAUGCGCCAAGGCUUCAUGCAACAGGAUUGGUGAAGCCAUCAACCCAGGGCCUGGCGUCGGCAAUGCGGAGGCGCGAGCUGCUCGACGGCGAGGUGUUUCUCUUCAAGAGGUCCCACUAGUUGAGCCCAAGACACAGAGUCUGGAGCAGAAGCUCUGGAGUGGCUUUCUCGAAUGGGUCCAUGAACAUUGCAGCUGCACUGGGGCCGAGCAGCUACUGCAGAGCUCUGUUACUACUUCGGCUCUUUUGAAGGAGUACGGAGCUCAUUUAUUUGAAUGCGGCGCCACUCUUUCAUCCUUCAGGCACCUCAUCACGUACGCGCAGAGAAAUUAUGCUGAUUUCAGACAUCAUGCGAAAGCUUGCUGGAAUUUGGUGUCUCAAUGGGAACAGUUAGAGCCGUUAGUGCACCGACCACCUUUACCCCACAAGAUGGGUGAAGCCAUGGCUGCCGUAGCACUGAGCUGGCAUUGGCCCAGAUUUGGGCUCCUUCUCCUCAUCGCUUUCUUCGGGAUCAUGCGUAUUGGGGAAGUCCUGCAGCUGACGCGAGCAGACCUGGUGCUCCCGUCCGACCUGCUCUCAGACAAGAAGGACCAGCUCUUUGUCAAGGUGAGCGCGGCGCGGUCUUUGCCUACCAAAGUGGUGUUGGUGUCGCAGACCUUGUCUGGAGGAU
Molecule: messenger RNA, 2619 nt
Organism: Symbiodinium necroappetens
Lineage: Eukaryota; Dinophyceae; Suessiales; Symbiodiniaceae
Source: the annotation of a GenBank genome assembly